This is a messenger RNA of Daldinia decipiens, 671 nucleotides long. RefSeq names its product ribosomal protein 60S. Gene Ontology annotation, cellular component: cytosolic large ribosomal subunit; ribosome. Gene Ontology annotation, molecular function: ribonucleoprotein complex binding; structural constituent of ribosome; protein kinase activator activity. Lineage: Eukaryota; Fungi; Ascomycota; Sordariomycetes; Xylariales; Hypoxylaceae. Bases 137 to 469 code for a protein of 110 amino acids. The record is from RefSeq and is a predicted model, not a curated record. Gene Ontology annotation, biological process: translational elongation; cytoplasmic translation. The transcript has 4 exons.
GCAUUGCGAAUUGAAUGUGACUUUUCCGCUAAUAAUUUCACGAGCGCAAAUCCAAUAUCAACAUCUUCGAGGUGUGCUACCGAUCGACAAUUCUACCCAUCCAACACCACAUUCGCACCCAGACACAUCCAUAACAAUGUCGACUGCCGAACUUGCCUCGUCGUACGCGGCGCUCAUUCUCGCCGAUGACGGUGUUGAGAUCACUGCCGACAAGCUACAAACCUUGAUCAAGGCUGCCAAGAUCGUUGAUGUCGAGCCUAUCUGGACACAACUCUUCUCCAAGGCUCUCGAGGGCAAGGACGUAAAGGACCUGCUAUCGAACGUUGGCUCCGGCGGUGCCGCCGCUGCUGGUGGCCCUGCUGCCGCCGGCGGUGGUGCUGGUGCUGCUGCCGAGGAGACCAAGGAAGAGGAGAAGGAAGAGGAGAAGGAAGAGUCGGACGAGGACAUGGGUUUCGGUCUUUUCGAUUAAACACGUUCCGCGAUGACGAAUACUCACCUUCCCUUUGUACUUUCACUGCAUGGUUCUGGGGUUCCAUACACCAUUGGUGUGGCGUGAAGGGGGCAAUAUUAGGAUGCCAUGGGCGACCUUUACCCUGUCAUAGGUUAAUAUGACAAUUGGCUUUGCAGAUGAAGCCAUGAGAGACGAAUUUACAAGUCUACUACACUGUGAA